Athene cunicularia (burrowing owl) is the source of this 5814-nucleotide messenger RNA. RefSeq names its product endonuclease/exonuclease/phosphatase family domain-containing protein 1-like. The coding region runs from base 53 to 820 and encodes 255 amino acids. The record is from RefSeq and is a predicted model, not a curated record. Gene Ontology annotation, cellular component: plasma membrane. Gene Ontology annotation, molecular function: catalytic activity. Lineage: Eukaryota; Metazoa; Chordata; Aves; Strigiformes; Strigidae. The transcript is spliced from 6 exons.
GCUUUUGGCUGUGCAGGAGCUGGUCGAUAGAGAAGCACUGGAAAAGUUUUGUAUGGAGCUGAACCAGCCGACGCUGCCAAACAUCCGCAAGUGGAAGGGCCCUAGAGGAUGUUGGAAGGGUGUUGUUUCCGAAAAACCCUCAGGCCAGCUACACAAGGGAGUUGAAUAUUCUGGCUUCCUCUGGGAUACAACAGCUGGCAUUGAACUGAAAGAUGCUUUGUCUCAGGAGUGUGCACAGACCAAUGGCAAUGGGAAGCACUCAUAUCCUCACCCGUAUCUUGCACAUUUCAAGGUUGGGAUGAACGAUCUAAUGUUGGUUAACCUUCAUCUGGCCUUGCCACCCUCGGCAGGAGAGAAUACCGGGAAGAACCACGACAGCCACAAACUGGCAGCCUUUGCACAGACUUUGCAGGAGACUCUGAAAGGAGAAAAAGAUGUGAUCAUCCUCGGAGAUUUUAACCAGGCUCCGGACAGCAGCGACCACGACAUCCUGAGGAAGGAGAAGUUCCAUCACCUGGUCCCUUCCAGCACCUUCACCAACAUCAGCACAAAGAACCCACAAGGGUCCAAGUCGCUGGAUAACAUCUGGAUCAGUCGGAGCUUGAAAAAGGUUUUCACAGGCCACUGGGCUGUUGUGCGAGAAGGUCUUACAAACCCAUGGAUCCCUGAUAACUGGUCCUGGGGUGGGGUAGCUUCAGACCACUGCCCCGUUCUUGCUGAAUUUUACCUGGAAAAGGACUGGAACAGGAAGGAGGUGACACGGAAUGGGAACGGGGUGACAGUUGAACGCAACGAUUCCCACGCUAAGCACGAACGAUGACAUGAACUCGAGGGUGCCUCUUCUGCUCCCCAGGGAGCAGUCCAAGGCUCUGUUUUUGCUCAUGGCUCAGCAGCGGAGCAGGACUGCCAUCCCCUCUCCCUCCUUCCCGCUCUCCUCCCCACACCUAGAAAGCAUCAGCACUUCAUUUUGGUGGCCCUGGCUUUGUGCCCCUCCUGGACAGUGGUGGGGUGUCUCACAGCAGCAGAGCAAUCUGCAGCUUUUGUCUGGGGACACAGUGGACACUUCCAUGCCUGGAGAUUUGGAUGAGAAUUGUACAGAAAAUAAAGUGUACUUUUAAUACUGUACAGGAUCUUUGCCAAAACACAGCCAAGCAGGGCUUUGCUGCAAGGGUGAGGGGAGAGUUAUUUUCCUUUGCCUCCUUGUAAAUGGAGGGAGUAAGAGAGGCCCCAAAAAGAGAGACACCGUGGAAAUUCUUGGCAAUUUGCAAAUGCCACUCAACACUUGCAAAGGCUGCCGAAGCUGGUCCCUAUGUGACCUGAAAUGAGGCCUGAGUGGUCCCUCUGGCUCAGCCUGGAGAGGCCCUGUUCCUUCCACAGCCCCAUGUGGAUGUGGGCACCUGUCAUCCUUCCCUUCCUCUCUACUUAUGUUCCUGGCAGGGUGCAUUUUGCCCCAGAAGGGCUUCCUGGAGCUUGGAUUUGACUUUUUGUUUGGUGUGCAGCAUUUAGUGUUGUAUUUUUCCUGCAUGCUAGCCUUCAGGAGCUGGGAAACCACCAAUUUGUCCCUCUGCAGACCCUGGUCCACUUCUCCAGUGCCCUUUGCUUUGCUCCCUGUUGGGGAUCUCACAGGAACAGCCUUUGUCCUGUGGCCCUGCAAGUGGCAUCAAAGAGGAGAUGUAGCCCUGAGUCUUUCUCUAGGAGUCAGUGUUCUGAGGAGGGCUCUGCCUUAGGGAGAAAUAGGACACACGUUGGUGGGAGGACUGUAGAUGAGCCCACGUUCAUGUGAUAACUGCGAAGCCUGACACAUGUGUUGCACCGACCUCCGCCUCUUGAUUUUUUAGGGGUUUUCAACUUCUCCCUCUGGAAGACCACCCAGUUUACCUCACUUUCCUAAGCUUUGUUGCUGCAUGAGCCUGAUCCAGGCACCGCAACAGGGAGUCUGGAUAGUGUGUGGUCAUGGUGCAUAUCGCAGGGAUGGGGUCAGCUUCUAAGGAGGUUUGUUUCUCUGCGUAUCCUGGGUGGGGAGGACUUCAGUCAGCAAGCUGCCAUGACAGAGCCAGGGAUGGAGCAUUAAAUUUGCCACCUACAUAAGAUUUUUCAAGUAGCGAUUAAUAAACAGUGACCUAGAAAGGAAGCAUACAAGGACUGGAAAAAGCAAUUUUGAGUAUGAAAGAUACUGAGCUUCCCACUAGCUCAGCGCCUUCUGCUCCAGGCUGCAGAUGACCACACAGUUUGCUGCUGAGUGGAAAGGAAAGCUCUCUGGCACAACUCAUUGAACUAUAAAGGGAAAAUGACUCCUGACAGCAAUGCCACACCAGAGGAGGUCGUGUAACAGAGGGGUUUAGAGCAAAACAGUAUCAUAUUCUUGUAGCAUGUUCCUUAACUUUCUGAAAUAUCAUCUCAUUUCAGGUAGCAACAACUGAUUAAAUUCACAUGCAAGCACACACAGUUGAGUAUUUCAAACAGGUUUUCUGAUUAUAGGCAAAACUAAACCUGGCGGAAGGUGAAAUAGGAUGGGUGUGACUCUCAGGCUGAGGGAGGUUUCACUGACAUUUCAAGAGGUUAACUGAAUGACUAAGAGUUCAGAGCAUCAGACCAAAAAUGUGUAUUUAGUUGCUCAGCAUUCCCUUUUAAAAAUGGGAGGUGCAGGCAUUUACCCCUGGUCAUUAAAGAAGCCAGCAGGAGAGCUUGGCUCCAACUUUCAUUCCAGAUCCUUGCUGUUACUUUGACCUUUUCUACCUAGGGCAGUUUUGCUGCCCCCCUUAAUUUGAGCAGCACCAGAUUCCCCAAGCAGCUCUCACUAGACCUCUGCACACUAUAGGUGAGGAUACAAUAGAGUUGCCUUAGUCAAACAAAUAUCAAGUGAGGCGAGCGGCAGUAGAAUUGCCAAGAACACACUCACUCACUUGUACCAAUUAGUGUUUGGUAGUGUUUCACUGCUAUAAUUAUGUUUGGAUGCUGAAAUUACUUUAUAGCUCUAGAAAUAAAACUUGGAAGGGCCAGAUCCUAUUUAAUCUGCUACAAGUGUAAAUAAAUGCAGAGGCACCAAGGCCUAAAGAAGCAUCUGCAGUCUCCUGUGCGGGUGGUGGUCUGCGAGCAGCAGCACUCGCAGUUGCAGGACAGGCCCUGAUGAGUUGCCUAUUAGCAUGAGCUGCCAGAGGGGGAAAUGAGCUGAGCUGCUCCCCUAACCCAUGUGUGAGCUGUGGGGAAGGUUAAUGGGGCUGGUCUCUAGCCCAGAGGUUGCUCAGCCCAGCCUGCUGGGAGGAAGCAGGGAGCUCUGGAAAGGUGAUUAUUUGGUGAACAGAAAGAUGCCUUGGAGUAAGAUGGGUCCUAUAGAGUCAGAAGGAGGAGGAUAGAGGAGUUUGAUAGCUACAGGUGGAGCUGUGCCAUGCAUGGAGCAUCGGUACAAGGUACAUGCCUGGUUACUUCAUGUUGGGAAUCAGCUGCCUUGCUGGUUUCACUGGUUUUAAAAAGCUUGCUUUGCUUUUUGUGUGUGAGGAUGAGGCGGUGGUUGUGAGCCUGAUAGAUUUUUUGAGUUCCCAGAAGCAUUUGUCAUGUUACGGUGGUUCAGAAGGCAAAGUAGCGGACAGCUUCCUCCUGCAACUGUGGGACCAAACCUGAAAAGUAAUUUUAUUUCAAGAUACUUAUAAUAGAAGUUAGGCUAGCCCAGCUUUCUGUAGCUGUAUUGCCCUGGUAGCACCAAGGGAGGUGGUAAUGAUGGAGGUAGCGCAGCAACAGUGAGCCUUUCAUGCAAAAGGCCUGAUACUGGCUCCACACCUUGCAUGCUCUGGGCUCCCCUCAGGAGCCCAAAUUUUGUGAGGCUGAGUUCUGCGUUUGUAAGUAAUGUCACCAACAGCUACAGACUGAUUUGGUCCAGGUUUAUUUUUUCUGAAGUAUCGUCACUUCUGGAAGGCAAUUCAGCUGACCUGUGCACAGCAAAGAGUUGUGGAGCUCUUCCCUGCCCACUGCACGUGGAGCCUGGCUGCCUUCUUACAGCUAAGUGCUGCCUCUUAUCUCCCCUGACACGUCAGCCUCAGACCUCCCCUGGCCCGGUGACAUGGUGAAGGCUGCUGGGCAGCCCGUGGUCCCUGCGGGGGCUGUGGCUGGUGAGACCCUGCAGUGGGAGCUCUGUUCUGUCCUCUUCCUGGCUGCCUCUGAGAGGAGAGGUGGCUCCUAGUGGGGCACAGUUGGGUUUUCACGUUGUUUCUACAUUUUAGCAGCUGCUGGAGUAAGAGCUUAAAGCAGCGCCCUGCUUGCCGAAGCUGAGGGAGGCAUGGCUGGUGUUUGGCCUCUCCUCUUUGCUCCCUGUGGUGAAAGCUUUUAAAAUAUUCACAGUCAAAUUAUUCUCCUUUCCUAUUUGCUCUGACCUGUUUGCUUCAGAGCAGAGCCUCUGCUUCAUCCUCUAGGCUUUUUAGGAGGAUUUAUUUGGCAAAUAUCCAUUUGGUCACCUGACUUUGCUGUGUUGUUGCAUCAAGCAGUGCUGCAAAACGUCUGAAAAAACCCUGAGGAAUAAUUUGGAGAGCUGCUAAAAACCUCUGAGAAGCAUAUGCAAUCAAAUAACUGUCCUGGAAAUGAACUUCCAAGAACCAGGUCAUGGCAGCAGCAGGUUGAAUAAAUUCUGGUGCAGCAGGGGUGAAAGCUUGAUCACACAAGGUAACCAGCCUUGGUCUUGGCACUCGAGCCCUCGUGGGAAUCAGUGCUCAGCAUUCCUAGGAAAGGACAGAAAAGGGUCAGCCUAGGGGAUUUCAAGGUUUUCCUGGGCAGCUAAAUGCCUUUUUUUUGAGAAUGAGUUGAUUUUUGGUUUUAAAACUGGUGUCUGGAGCGAGCAUGCUGGCCACAGGCAGGAGUUGGACAUGAUGGGAAGCAGAGCUCUCAGGGCAGCUGCUGCUGUUCCCUCCCUGGGGGCACUUCAGGUCAUAAAUUCAAGCACUCAGAAGUUGGGUGGAAAUGUCCCAAAUUUAAAUUAUGAGCUUUUCCUUAGCUGCAGAAAGCAAGGCAAAACCACACAGGCAUUUCCUGGCCUUCCACUUUCCAGAUUUCACACUUUCAUACAGAGUUUCUAGAUGGGAAAAGCUUCUUAGAAGACUCGUGUUCAUUUGUUUUUCCAAAGCAAAACGCAAAGUUUUCCCCCGUGCAAGGAGUCAUACUGACUGUGAAGCAGAGUUCUUGUGGGAAACAUGGCGUGCAGCAGCUUUUUUCAUCCUCAGAAGAGGUGCAGCAGCGACCCUUGUGACUCGGGUGCUGUGGGGGUGUGACUGAAGCGCCUUGCCAGUGGCCUGCACAGCUCUCACUGCAGCCACUCAGCAGCCCUGGGCUGUGUCCCACGACGCGAGGGCAGGACGUGACCGCAAUGGCAGACGGAGCCCUUGGCUGCCUCUGCCUUGGCCGGUUACUGCUUUGGUUAUAAGUAAUGUCAGGAGGCUGCAACUCUGUGAUCCCGUGCCUCUUAGGAGAGGCCACAUGUAUAUGGGACAAUAUAUAGUAUAAAGGCACAUGCAUAUUCAAGCAGACCAUUUCAUCAUCAGGUUAUGAGAUUUUUAAAAAUUUUUCAUGUUUUUAAGUCUUAAGUCAUUUUGACCUCCAUAUCUGGAAGUAAAAAAGCUCCUGCAUAGAAUCAAAGUAGGACUUAGUCCAGAGUGCCCACAGGUUACCAGUACACUUAGGAAACAUGUGGCUAGGUGACCCUUGGAUGACCCAUCCUUCUUGUCAUCUGGGAACCCUGUGUGAUGAGACAUUCCCAGCCUGAGGGAUGUCCAAAGGUCUUUCUUUAUCAGUUGUGUGAAAGAACAGGCCUUGUUUAAAAAAAAAAAAAAAAAA